This is a messenger RNA of Beta vulgaris subsp. vulgaris (sugar beet), 1519 nucleotides long. Its product is annotated as 24-methylenesterol C-methyltransferase 2. Gene Ontology annotation, biological process: steroid biosynthetic process. NCBI's taxonomy places the organism in Eukaryota, Viridiplantae, Streptophyta, Magnoliopsida, Caryophyllales, Amaranthaceae. Gene Ontology annotation, molecular function: S-adenosylmethionine-dependent methyltransferase activity. The record is from RefSeq and is a predicted model, not a curated record. The transcript has a single exon. The coding region runs from base 178 to 1266 and encodes 362 amino acids.
AUAGAAUUUUUCUCUUCCUUUUUUUUUUUUAAAAAAAAAAGAAAUUAGAAAAACACACACUUAAGCCUUAAAAGUUUAAACCCUUCACGUUCCUCUUCCUAUAACAUAGUCUUCCUCUUCUUCUCCCCUCUCCCCUCUUUUCUCUCUCUCUCUCCAAAAACGCCAUCAAACACAAGCAUGGAUUCCUUGACAUUAAUUUGUACAGUGGGCCUCCUCUUCGUAGGCCUCUACUGGUUCGUCUGUAUCCACGGCCCAGCCGAACAAAAGGGUAAACGGGCCGUGGAUCUUUCCGGUGGAUCAAUCUCCGCCGAAAAGAUCCAAGACAAAUACCACCAAUACUGGUCCUUUUUCCGCCGACCCAAAGAGAUCGAAACAGCCGAAAAAGUCCCUGAUUUCGUCGACACUUUUUACAACCUCGUUACCGAUAUUUACGAGUGGGGUUGGGGUCAAAGCUUCCAUUUUUCCCCUUCUAUCCCCGGUAAAUCUCACCGUGAUGCAACACGUCUACACGAAGAAAUGGCUGUAGAUCUGAUUAAAGUUGGUCCUGGAAAGAAAAUCCUCGACGUUGGUUGCGGCGUUGGCGGUCCUAUGCGCGCAAUCGCCGCACAUUCACGCGCUAAUGUGACUGGAAUCACAAUCAACGAAUACCAAGUAAAGCGCGCAAAGAUGCACAACAAGAAAGCCGGGUUAGAUUCACUUUGCGAGGUUGUAUGUGGUAAUUUCCUUGAGAUGCCGUUUGAAGACAACACCUUUGACGGAGCUUAUUCCAUUGAAGCUACCUGCCAUGCACCCAAGUUAGAAGACGUAUACGCCGAGAUCAUCCGUGUUUUAAAGCCUGGAUCUCUCUACGUUUCCUACGAGUGGGUUACCACUGAUAAAUACGUUAACGAGAGUAGUGAACAUCGUGAAGUUAUCCAAGGGAUCGAGAGAGGAGAUGCGUUGCCUGGUCUAAGAGCGUAUAAUGAAAUCGCUGAAGCUGCGAAGAAAGUAGGGUUUGAAGUGGUGAAAGAGUUAGAUUUAGCAGCACCACCAGCACAGCCAUGGUGGGAUCGAUUAAAGAUGGGGAGAAUUGCUUACUGGAGGAAUCACAUUGUUGUUACUGUGUUGGCUGCUAUUGGUGUAGCUCCUAAAGGAACGGUGGAUGUUCAUGAUAUGCUUUUCAAAACUGCUGAUUAUCUUACACGUGGUGGUGAAACUGGUAUUUUUACCCCGAUGCAUAUGAUACUUUGCAGAAAGCCUAAUUCUGUGCCUAGAUCUGAUUCUUGAUUUGGAUUUCAUCAUCAAUGCUGCUCCUGCUAUCAUGAUCAAGAUGAUCAACAUGUUUUCAAUUUUAUUGAUGAUGAAGGUAAUUAUUUAAGAAGAAAAAUAGUUUCGAUUUUCUGUUCCUCUCAUUAUCAUCAUAUCAGUACUCUUGUUUUUUUUAUUUUUAAUUUUUUUUGCCCCCGUUAAAUUACUUUUUACUUUAUUAUUGUUUAUGGUUAUUUUGGGUUAAUUUAAUUUAAUUAAAUUAAAUUACAUA